Molecule: messenger RNA, 3519 nt
Organism: Sebastes umbrosus (honeycomb rockfish)
Lineage: Eukaryota; Metazoa; Chordata; Actinopteri; Perciformes; Sebastidae
Gene: akap10
Product: A kinase (PRKA) anchor protein 10
Exons: 15
Coding region: 204-2063 (619 amino acids)
Biological process (GO): intracellular protein localization
Cellular component (GO): plasma membrane
Molecular function (GO): protein kinase A binding
Source: RefSeq, a predicted model, not a curated record
GUAAGACGUUUAUUGACAACAUGGCCGCUGCUGAGCUGCUGGGUCUGGAUCUGGGGAAAACUGUAAUCUGACAGCAGCUCACCGGGGAGCUCCGACAACAACCUCAGGAGUGUACAUAAACAGAUGCAUUUGAAUGAAGGGACCCUUGAACCCGCGGGAUGGUGUCAGUGAGCUGAGGAAACGUCCGCAGCGUCAAACCCGUCAUGUCGUUUUUCAAGAGGAAAGCCAAAAGCAAAGAACCCGAGAAAGUGACCGAUGUUAAAGUCAAUAGAGCUCCACCCAGCCCUCACUCUCCAUCACUGAGGAACCACAAUGCCAUCCAGGAAGUUGCAGGGCCCAGCCAUGUGGCCAUCAACGCCAUCUCUGCCAACAUGGACUCGUUCGCCCGCGGUCGCACCGCCAUCCUCAAGAAACAGCCGAGCCACAUGGAGGCUGCACACUUUGGAGAUCUUGGUCACUCCAGUGUGACUCAGCCCGAUGAGGACCGCUCUCGGCUGUCCAAGACGGUGGAGCACGUCCUCCGUGACAACGUGGCGAUACCCCACUACAUGCAUUUCAUGGAAGUCCGGGGCGCCGACCACCUGGUUCGGUUCUGGCUGGAGGCCGAGAGUUUCCGCUCCACCAGCUGGUCGCGGGUCCGAGCGCACAGCCUGAACUCUGUCAAACACAGCUCCUUGGCCGAGCACCUCUCGGCCUGCCCGGCGUCCCCGUCCUCUCCGGUCUGCCCAGAGCUCCCGGCGCUGGCCCAACACAGUCCCAACGCUCUCGCCCGGGUCAGUAGCGGCGAAGGCCCGGCGGUGCACUCAGAGCGGCGGAACUCCUCGAGCACAGAAGCAGGCCUGAGACCCGGCACUCCACGAGCAGAAACCCCUAGCAGGCAGGCACACUCCAGGACAGGGACUCCCUUCAAGGUGCAGUCAAACAGCACCCUGCGAGACAUCUCUGACAAACUUAUGAAAAUUAUAGAGAAAGAUGCAGUUACCAUCUUCACCAGGUACAUCUCUCCAGACGCUGUGAGGCCCAUCCCCAUCACAGAACAGAUCAGAAACGACAUAGUCGCUAAGAUAUGUGGCGAGGAUGGCAUGGUGGAUCCAAACUGCUUUGUCAUUGCACAGUCGGUAGUCUUCACCAUCUUGGAGCAACAGCACUUUAGCGAUUUCCUGCGGAGUCAUCAUUACUGUAAAUACCAGAUCGAAGUGUUGACUAGCGGCUCUGUGUUCCUGGCUGACAUCUUGUUCUGUGAGUCGGCUCUCUUCUACUUCUCUGAGUACAUGGAAAAGGAGGAGGCGAUGAAUGUAUUGCAGUUCUGGCUGGCGGCGGACAACUUCCAGAACCAGCUCGCAGCGAAGAAGGGCCAGUAUGACGGCCAGGAGGCGCAAAAUGAUGCCAUGAUCCUCUACGACAAGUAUUUCUCACUCCAGGCCACCAACCCUCUGGGCUUCGGCGACUCCGUGCGGAUGGAGAUCGAGUCGAAUAUCUGCCGAGAGGGGGGGCCGCUCCCCGACUGUUUCACCACUCCACUCAGACAGGCCUGGACCACCAUGGAGAAGGUCUACAUGCCGGGCUUCCUGUCUAGCAACCUUUACUACAAAUACCUGAGUGACCUCAUCAACUCUGUGCGGGCAGACGAGUUUGUUAAUGUCAACGCUCCAGGUCAAGGCGGGCCCGCGGACAACGACCGCUCGAGUUCAAAUGCCGGCGAGGGCUCCCAGACUCAGCAAAGUGCCAAAAGGGCAGCGAUCAAGAUCCUGAAGAACUUUGACGAGGCGAUCACGGUGGACGUUGCCAGCCUGGACCCUGAGUCCUUGUACCAGCGGCCGUACGCUGGAAGGAUGACGUUUGGGAAGGUGAAUGAGAUGGGCCAGUUUAUCAGGGAGGCAGAGCCGGAGCCGGACGUGAAGAAAUCCAAAGGUUCCAUGUUUUCUCAAGCCAUGAAGAAAUGGGUCCAAGGCAACUCAGACGAGGCCCAGGAGGAGAUGGCGUGGCAGAUCGCCAAGAUGAUCGUCAACGACGUCGUCCACCAGUCGAAUCACGACAGCCCCGGCAAGGCCACCAAGUUAUGACCCCGCCGAGGAACCAAAGGAUCGUCACUCCCCGCAGAUGCUGGCCGUGCCAGUGACAAACUGUACACAGGGUUCACCCCGAAAUGAACUCUGAGAACGAACAAGGCAUUUUUCCCCAACCACCAUGUGUCUGUACGUGUGUGAGUGUGUGUUUGGCUGUGAGCUUGGGUGAGUGAUUGUUAACGCAUGGGCUAAUGGAAAAGUUGAAAGUACAUCAUUUGUUCCAAUCUUCCAACUCCAUAACACUACAAAGGUACACGUGUAGUCUCCAAAGGUAAAGCCAAGUGCUUAUGUCAGACUGGAGGAAGUCACUCCUGAAGAAAGGAAACACUUGAAGAAAGCUGGCACAAAGAAGAGGAAGAAGUAGCAGCAUGUCAGUCAGGACCAUCGCUGCGUUGCUGUAGCCAUACUGUCUGUCUUAUCUCGGACCUAUGGAGGAUGUGACAAAGACUGAAUAACCCUCAUGACACACCUCACCACACCUUUUAUAACCAUUCCUUGUUUUUAGAUGAAAUUCUCUCCUAAAGGUCAGCCACGUAAGGCUUAAGCAGAUGAAAAUCAGCUUUCAGUUUUUGCAUACGCUUCCCUCAGCCUGCCCGGAGUAGUGUUGGCUGUUUUACGUACUGUAGAACAUUUGAAAAUGUGACAAUGAAGCAGAAGAAGAAGAAGAGCCGAUUCAGUCCUCGGACUUGGCUGAACCUCCUAUAUGAACCUCCUGGCACCUUUUACAGAGCGUAGAAGAAGAGUGCUCCAGUUGUGUUGGAAAACUCCAUGUCCUAAAUGUUCUAUAUAUAUAUAUAUAAAUAUGUAGAUUUCUGGUUUACCCCAUAUAUUAAUGUUAGUCCUUUUUUAUGGUGAUCGCUGUUUUUUUUAUGCAUCAUUGAAACAAACGUCAGUGAUGACCGGACUGUUCAACUGGAAAAGUGUGCUCAGUGAAUUGAACCUUUUUUUUUUUAAUUUUAUCAUUUCUUUAGAGCCUUACCAAGAUUUGGAAAAGAACCAGAAAAGACUCUUGGUACUAUGUACCACUAAUGUUUUCUGACAUGUAUGUAUGUGUACUUAAUCUAUAAUAUAUUUAAAUUGUGUUUGAUUUAAAUACAUAUAUUAUGAAAUGUUCGUCUGUCCUUUUCUUUGACUUAUUUCAGUGUUGGAAUAUUGUUGCUGUUUCAGCCAACUGCUGGCGGUGGUUAUUUUGAUACAGUCAUGUUUACAGACAAAUUGAUUUUUUUUUUUUAAUCAUUUUCAAAACAGUAACACAAUUAAAAUUUUGGGAAAAGCCUAGUGCCGACAGCCUAAAGGUGAACUGUUAUCACCUCUGACCAGGUGGGGGCAAUGUUGGCUGUAUUGCUGUGUUGGGGUAAAACAGAAAAAGAACAUUGAUGACACAGAAUAUUAUUUCUGACAUAACAAUAAGUAUGUCUAUUUUUUUCCAAUAAAGCUACUCUGGCUUCUCUUA